GGCGCGCCGUGGGGAGGGCGGCGGGGGAGGGCGUGCUCUCCCGCCCGCCCGGGACCCGCCCCGAGCGGUGGGGGCCGCGACUGCGCGGUGCACCGACCUCCUCCGCGGACCGAGGUGCGAGCUGGAAGUGGCGGGGAGCCCACCUCCAGGCGCCAGGAAGUGGGGUCCGGUCCUUAGGAACCCCCUCACACUCACUGCUCUGACAUACGCGGGCACGAUCACCCGGCCCUUGCCUGGAACACCGGCCCCACGUGGUAGAUGAGAGCCGGGACCUCUGGUCAAAGCCGAGGAAUGUGAAGGUUGGAGCCUCCCUGGGCCCUGCCUGAGCAGGCCUGCCUGGCGAGCUGGGACAUGUCUGGCCCCCGAGGACAGCCGGUGGGCGAUGGCUGCGGUGGCGGAGGGGCUGGAGCCCGAGACAGCGGCUGUAGAAGAUGCUGUAAGAGAUGCUACAGAUGCUGCGGAUGCAGGACUGGGGGCACCCCCUCUCCUGGUUGGGAACCGGCUGAGCCUGGACCUAUACCCCAGGGGCUGCCACCGGCUGCUGCACCUGUGUGCCCAGCAGGUCCGUCAGCUGCUGGAGGUGGAGUUCCUGCGGCUGAGUGGCCACGAGGACCCUCAGCUGCUGCAGGCCACCCUGGCGCGUCUGCCCUGGAGCCUGCCACGCCUCCGCUCCCUGGUCCUCAAAGGUGGGCAACAUCGGGACGCUCUGGGUGCCUGCCUCCGGGGCUCCCUCGCCACGCUGCCCGCCAGCCUGAGUGGCCUAGCCCACUUGGCCCACCUGGACCUGAGCUUCAACAGCCUGGAGACGUUGCCAGCCUGUGUCCCGCAGUUGUGUGGCCUGGGUGCCCUCCUGCUCUCUCAUAACUGCCUCUCAGAGCUGCCUGAGGCCCUGGGGGCCCUCCCCGCCCUCACCUUCCUCGCUGCCACCCACAACCGCCUGCAAACGCUGCCCACAGCACUGGGGUCCUUGUCCACCCUGCAGCGCCUCGAUCUCUCUGAGAACCUGCUGGAUGCUCUGCCCCCGGAGAUCGGAGGCCUGAGCAGCCUGGCCGAGCUCAACCUGGCCUCCAACCGGCUGCAGGGCCUCCCUGCCUCCCUUGCGGGCCUGCGGUCCCUACGGCUCCUCGUUCUGCACAGCAACCUUCUGGCUUCGGUGCCUGCCAGCCUGGCUCGCCUCCCGCUGCUCACCCGGCUCGACCUGAGGGACAACCAGCUCCAGGACGUGCCCCCCGAGCUACUGGAUGCCCCCUUCGUGCGCCUGCAAGGAAACCCCCUGGGUGGGCCUAGCCCUGCCCCCCACAGUCCUCCAGGGACACCCGUGGUCCCAGAAAUGCCCAGACUGUUGCUGACUUCAGAUCUGGACAGCUUCGCCGUGACCCCCCUAGGCUGCUCUGUGACCCUGGCCUGCGGUGUCCGCCUGCAGUUCCCCGUGGGAGCCACUGCUACCCCUGUUACCGUCCGCUAUCGACUGUGGCUGCCAGAGCCACGCCUCGUCCCCCUGGGUCCCCAUGACUCUCUGCUCAGUGGUGUCCUGGAGCUGCAGCCCCACGGGGUGGCCUUCCAGAAGGAGGUGGGCCUGUGGCUGCUCUUUGUGCCCCCACGGGCCCGGCGUUGCCGUGAGGUGGUGGUCAGGACCCUGAGUGACAAUAGCUGGAGUGACCUGGAGACCCACCUGGAGGAAGAGGCGCCCAAGCGGCUCUGGGCUCGCUGCCAGGUGCCCCACUUCUCCUGGUUCCUCGUGGUUUCGCGCCCUGUGUCUGACGCCUGCCUGGUGCCACCAGAGGGGACAUUGCUGUGCUCCUCAGGACAUCCUGGGGUCAAGGUCACAUUCCCCCCUGGGGCCACUGAGGAGCCCCGUCAUGUCCGCAUGCAGGUGGUGCGCGUGGGCAGCAGAGAACUGCCGGCCCUGCUGGGAGAGCCUGAGGCGGCCACCAGCCCCCUGCUCUACCUCUCCCAGAGGGGCCCCCCCAGCUUCCUUCGGCCGGUCACCGUGCAACUGCCUCUGCCCCCUGGCGUCACAGGCCUGAGUCUGGACCGCUCGCACCUGCACCUGCUGUACCGGGCCCCUCCUGCGGCCACCUGGGAUGACAUCACGGCGCAGGUGGCGCUGGAGCUCACCCACCUGUAUGCUCGCUUCCAGGUCACGCGCUUCUCCUGGUCAGUGCCCCCCCGCCCCCCCGCUUCCUCGGUCCCCCACCCCCGCCCCGGUCUGCGCACCCCGCUCACCCCCAGCCUUCCCAGGUACUGGCUCUGGUACACCACCAAGACCUGCGUGGGGGGCCUGGCGCGGAAGGCCUGGGAGCGGCUGCGGCUGCACCGCGUGAACCUCAUUGCGCUGCAGAGGCGCCGGGACCCCGAGCAGGUCCUGCUGCAGUGCCUGCCCCGCAACAAGGUGGAUAGCACCUUGCGGCGGCUGCUGGAGCGGUACCGCGGCCCGGAGCCCUCAGACACCGUGGAGAUGUUUGAGGGUGAGAAGUUCUUCGCUGCCUUCGAGAGGGGCAUCGACGUGGAUGCCGACCGUCCAGACUGUGUGGAGGGCAGGGUGUGCUUCGUCUUCUACUCACACCUGAAGAACCUGAAGGAGGUGUACGUGACCACAACCCUGGACCGGCGGGCUCAGGCCGUGAGGGGCCAGGUGUCCUUCUACCGGGGAGAGGUGCCAGAGGAGGUGCCUGAGGAGGCGGGGGCUGCUCGGCAGAAGAGGGGUGCAGACGCCCCGUGGAUGGCCACUCUGCCCAUCAAGCUGCCGAGACUGCGGGGAUCCGAGGGCCCAGGGCAGGGGGCUGGCCUCUCCCUGGCACCUCUGAACCUGGGCGACGCCGAGACUGGGUUCCUGACACAGAGCAACCUGCUAAAUGUGGCCGGCCGCCUGGGCCCUGACUGGCCAGCCGUGGCCCUGCACCUGGGUUUGCCCUACCGUGAGCUGCAGCGCAUCCGGCAUGAGUUCCGGGAUGACCUGGAUGGGCAGAUCCGCCAUAUGCUCUUCUCCUGGGCUGAGCGCCAGGCUGGGCAGCCAGGGGCCGUGGGGCUCCUCGUGCAGGCCCUGGAGCAGAGUGACCGGCGGGACGUGGCCGAAGAGGUGCGGGCUGUCUUGGAGCUUGGCCGCCGCAAGUACCAGGAGGGCAUCCAGCGCACAAGCCUGGCCCCCGGGGACCUUGGCCCACCUGGCUCUUCAGCAUCACAAUCCGCCGAGCCUGCCCAGGCCUAGAACCUACCGACUUUGGGCUGGUCCCUGACAUCCUUUGGCCAAUAGUUAGAGGUGCCCACUUUCAAACCUUCCCUGGGUAUGGGGACAGUGACCCUCUCCUCCUUGUGUAACAAACGUGCACCAUCCUG
Molecule: messenger RNA, 3336 nt
Organism: Balaenoptera ricei (Rice's whale)
Lineage: Eukaryota; Metazoa; Chordata; Mammalia; Artiodactyla; Balaenopteridae
Gene: PIDD1
Product: p53-induced death domain protein 1
Exons: 15
Coding region: 383-3208 (941 amino acids)
Biological process (GO): signal transduction; DNA damage response; apoptotic process
Molecular function (GO): protein binding
Source: RefSeq, a predicted model, not a curated record